Molecule: messenger RNA, 1125 nt
Organism: Medicago truncatula (barrel medic)
Lineage: Eukaryota; Viridiplantae; Streptophyta; Magnoliopsida; Fabales; Fabaceae
Product: transcription factor JUNGBRUNNEN 1
Exons: 3
Coding region: 71-1009 (312 amino acids)
Biological process (GO): regulation of DNA-templated transcription
Molecular function (GO): DNA binding
Source: RefSeq, a predicted model, not a curated record
CCAAAAAGCAAACAUACACACAAAGAGUGUAAGAGAAGAUUAUUAAAAAAAAAACAUAGAGUGAGAGAAAAUGGGUAUGAACGAGGAUUUCAACAUGGAUAAUGAAUAUGUUGUAGAUGGUGAUGAUGAUGUUCCACUUCCUGGAUUUCGAUUCCAUCCCACUGAUGAAGAACUUGUUACUUUUUAUCUUAGAAGAAAACUUGACAAGAAACCUAUUGCUAUUGAUCUUAUCAAACAAAUUGAUAUCUACAAAUAUGAUCCUUGGGAUCUUCCAAAAGCAAAUGUACCUGGAGCAGAAAAGGAAGGUUACUUUUUUUGCCAAAGAGGAAGAAAAUAUAGGAACAGCGUUAGGCCAAAUAGAGUGACUGGCUCUGGAUUCUGGAAAGCAACUGGAAUAGACAAAGCAAUUUACUCAAAUGGAGCAGAAGGAAAUGAUUGUGUUGGACUCAAAAAAACACUUGUUUACUAUCGUGGUAGUGCCGGAAAAGGCACCAAAACUGAUUGGAUGAUGCAUGAGUUUCGUCUUCCAUCAAACAUUGAUGCCAAAACAAACAUUUCCUAUCCUAAGAAUGUUGCUGAUUAUGCUCAUGAAGCUGAAAUUUGGACAUUGUGUAGAAUUUUCAAAAGAAAUGUAUCAAAAAGUAAAAGCAUGGCAGAUGUGAAACCCUUAGCUACCAAGCAUCGAACCAUUCAUGAAAAGAGUAGUAGAAUGAAUAGCAAUAUGGAGUUGAACACAAAUCAACAAACAUAUAUCAAUUUUGGACAAACCAUUCAUGAGCAUCAUUACAACGAUGACAAACCAAUCAAUAAUCAUACAAGCAGUGAUCAAAGGAAUCAAUUUCAUGUAGAUCAAUUGAGCUCUUCAGUGGAAUAUCAACCUCAACAAAUUAAUGUAACACAAUCUUCAAAUUUUUGGAUUAAGCAAGCUGCUAAUGAGUUAUUAUCAUUUGAUAAUUGGGAUGAGCUUGGAUCAGUUGUGAAUUUUGUUUCAGAUUCACCUAGUAUGUAAAUAGUAAUUCUCAUGCAGUUUUAUAUACUUGGGCAUGUUUAGAAUAGAUUUUGAAAUACAUUGAUAUCCUGGUUUUUUAGGGCUAUAUAAUUUUGUUGAUAUUAUUUGUAGUAACA